GAAGGGGUAGUUGGGGAGCAGUAGAUGGCGUUCAUUAGAGGAAGACAAUUAAUGGAUGGAGUCGUGAUGGCGAAUGAGGUGAUAGAUGAAGCUAAAAAAAAGAAGAAAAAGUCAUUCAUGCUCAAGAUUGAUUUCGAGAAAGCUUAUGACAAGGGAGAUCCAUUGUCCCCAUUUCUAUUCACAAUAAUAGCAGAAGGAUUAAAUGGGUUGAUUUCAAUGGCAAUUCAAAAAGUACAAGACAAAGACUAUAGGAAGGUAUUUGAACAGCACCCGAAUGCAGCUAAAAUGACUACAAAAAAGGUUGGAUGGGAGUGCAUCUGGUUCACGGUGAUAUGGACAAUUUGGCUUGCCAGGAACGAGAAGAUUUUUAAACAGAAAGAGGUUGAUAGGAGAAAGCUACUAGAGAUGGUACAGCUAAGGGCAUUCAACUGGAUCAAAGGUAUAGGGGUGCCGUUGUCAGUGAGCGUAGAACAAUGUUCAUUAGAAGAAGCCUCCAUUGAAUUCGGCAACAGUUUUGGAAGACAAGGUAAGUUAGCUCCUGAUUCUCAGCUUUCUCACAUCUCUGGAGCAGCACUGCAAAUGCAACGAGAACUACAGUGGUUUAAGGAGGUGGAAAGCAUUGUUCCACCGUAUUUUAAAGAAUGCAAAAAUGACUUCAGGAGAACUCCUGGUGAAGUGUUCUCUGAGGAACACAAGGAUUUGCAAAGAAGAGCAGAGGAUUGGAUGAAACAGACAGCAAGCUCUUAUACGGUUGUAGGCGCCCUUAUCAUUACCGUGAUGUUUGCUGCAGCUUUUACCAUUCCUGGUGUAAUGAUGGUAGCCUUCUCAGCCGCUGUUGUUAUUAUGCUUCAAGGUCAAACUGUGGAUAAUCAUUGCCAUGGUUAUGCUAGCUAGCAUUCCAGUUAUCUUCUUUCCAUUUCUACAAUCUUCGCUUCUUGUUGAGAUUUUUAAUUCAACUUAUUGAUGGAAAGUGUUCGAAGAGAAAAGAUGUUGACAACCUUUGGUCACAUAAGUUGAACUGAGAAUUUUGCUUAUAAGUGUUGCAAGCUCAUGUUUAUUCGAGUUCGUGUACCACAUUGUUCAUUGUAUCUCCUAAUUCAUAGAAUGUAUGUGGACUCACUAAGUGGGUUCAUUAAGUACAAUGUAUGAGGAAACUAGUUCAACUAUAAAUAAAUCGUCUUGCGUUUG
Messenger RNA from Rubroshorea leprosula, 1188 nucleotides. NCBI's taxonomy places the organism in Eukaryota, Viridiplantae, Streptophyta, Magnoliopsida, Malvales, Dipterocarpaceae. The record is from the annotation of a GenBank genome assembly.